AUGGGAACCUGUUUCUCGAGCUCUACAAAAUCCACGGCCGAGAUCGCUCCGUUUGACAUCGCAGUCAAACCUCCUCCUCUCGCAGCCUCUUCCGCCGCCGCACAAACUCGCGUUUCAUCCCAGCAAAUCCCAACCGCGACGCCGGCGACGGCCAGCUCAGCCGUCACAGUGAAAUUGCACGGACCGCCAAACAGUUUGGUGACUUCUUACCUCCGCUUGGCUCUUCUCCACAAGAGAGUCUCUCUCCGUUUCGUCCCAUCGGAAGACCAGAAGCCGACGAUCCAAAUCGGAUCGGAGACGGUGUCAGGAUCUCUGGAGGUUCUCCUCCGUCACAUCGAGGACAAGUUCCCGGAGCCUCGGCUGAUGAUUUGCAAGUUCAAUCUAGAAGGCUUCGACGAGUCGACUCCGCUGAUAGUGAGGACGAUUUGGCUCCAGCACAAGAGCAUGACGUGGCACAUCGCGAGGAUGUUGAGAUGGUCGGACGAUCUGGCGGCGCGUGGAGGGAGAAGAGCUGUGGAUCCGUCGGUGGGGACGCCGAAGAUGGAGAUUAGGAAGUUCGCCAAGAGCUAUACGCAAUUGCAAGAGCUCAUGGUUGAGCAUGCUCAAAUGGAAGAGAGAAUCCUCUUCCCUGUUCUCGAAUCUGUUGAUCGAGGGAUGUGUAAAAGUGCAAACGAAGAACAUGGAAGAGAAAUGCCAAUGAUGAAUGGAAUCAAAGAAGUUAUCAAAUCAAUUGGUGUGUUGGACGCUGGGAUUUGCUCAGAGGCUCUUUCUCUUCUUGCUUCUCGUUUCAAGACAUUGCAGAUGAUGUGUAAAUCACAUUUUGAAGAGGAAGAGAAAGAUUUGUUGCCGAUGGUGGAAGCUGCGGAAAUGGGGAAAGAGAAGCAGAAGAAGUUGAUGAAUCAGAGCUUGGAAGUUAUGAGAGGCUCUCAUUCUCAUUUGUUUGAUUUCCUGCUCGAAGGUCUCACUCCACAAGACGCUAUGCAGUAUAUUGACUUGCUCAUGAAAUUUGGUGAUCCGGAGCUUAUCUCAUCUUUUCUCUCCCAAGGCAUUGUUGAUUGA
This is a messenger RNA of Microthlaspi erraticum, 1059 nucleotides long. Lineage: Eukaryota; Viridiplantae; Streptophyta; Magnoliopsida; Brassicales; Brassicaceae. The record is from the annotation of a GenBank genome assembly.